This is a messenger RNA of Adineta steineri, 741 nucleotides long. NCBI's taxonomy places the organism in Eukaryota, Metazoa, Rotifera, Eurotatoria, Adinetida, Adinetidae. The record is from the annotation of a GenBank genome assembly.
AUGGCAGAUUCGUCAAAUGAGAAUAAAAAUCUCGAUGAUUUUUAUCAAAGUGUUCUUUCGAAAGAACCAAGCGUUCGGCUAGAAUGUUUUUCUGCACUUGAAAAUUAUCUAUCUGAUGAUGAUACUUCACUUAAAUGUGAUGAUUUGCCUGGAUUUAUCGAUGGUUUAAUUAAAUGGAUUGAAGGCAGCAAUUUCCGAAUUGCUCAUAAUGGUCUUCGAGCAUUGGAAAUGUUGAAUGAUCGAUUAGAUUCAAAUGAUUUUGAACAUUUUCUUGAACUUGUUGUAUCAGUAACAGUUGAUCGAUUAGGCGAUGCUAAAGAUCAAGUCCGAGAAGCCGCAUCCAAUCUUCUUAUGAAAUUAAUGACGAAAUAUAAUCCACAACGUAUUUGGGACUUAAUACAACCAUUAUUUUCUGACAGUAAACAAUUUCGUAUAAAAGAAGAAAGUCAACGUUUACUUAUAAGAUCAUUAGAUGAGUUUAGUUCAUCAUCAAUUCAACUGAAUAAACUUGUUCCACUCAUUUGUAAACUUGUCUCAGAUUCAAAUGGCACUGUUCGUCAACAAGCUAUCGAUACUCUUGUUGAAAUUUAUCGUCAUGUUGGAGAAAAAGUUCGUGGUGAUAUUGCAAAACGAGAUAUACCAGAAGCCAAAUUAAAACAAUUGUAUGAAAAAUUCGAUGAUGUUGUUGCAAGUGGUCGAAUGAUUGCAAAAGGAUCUGAUUCAACAGAUGAUAGUAAGUAA